UCUUAAGUGCGGGAAAACUGUCAGAUUUUCCCGCGUAUAAGCUUGUGUAUAUGAAUAGUUUCUGUUGCUGUGCAAUAAACAGUGAUUUCAUGUAGUUUCAGAAUGAAUCUAGUGCAUUCUAUUGUAGAACGUGAAAAAGGAUGCGCAUCAAUACGUGAUUAUGAUAUCGCUUUAUACCGUUUAAAAUGCUAUCAAGAUGACGUUUACCGUGGUAUAACACCAAAUACAAACGCGCUUGAUUUUAAUCCAGAACCACCAGUUUUUGCUUGUCGAUUUUGUACUACAGAAGGAUACGAACAAAUAAUUGCUUUAGCAAAUGAGGAUGGAAAGAUUGCUCUACAAGACAUAAGCAUUAAAAAAGGGUCAAAUCAACCAUUGGAAGGAACACAGGCACAUUGUAAUGCAAUAUUUGAUGUUGCUUGGAUGCCAGGAGAAUUAAAAUUGGUCACAGCUUCUGGUGAUCAUACUGCAAGAUUAUGGGAUGUAUCUGGAUCUGAAAUAAAACAAAUUGAUUAUUUUCAUGCUCAUACAAGAAGUGUUAAGACUGCAGUGUUUCGUUAUCAGGACAAAGCUGUCUUUGCAACAGGAGCUAGAGAUGGUUCUAUCAUGAUAUGGGAUAUUAGAGCCAAUCAUUAUGAACGCCCCAAACCAGAUAAUUGUAUUUCUAAUGCACAUAAUGCUGGCACUAUAGGUAAUGUAAGACAGCGUAGGGUAAUUAGUCAGGUAUCUAGAUCACAAAGUAUUACUGGUUUGGCAUUUCAAAAUGAUUUUACUUUACUUUCUUGUGCUGCUGGAGAUGGUUUGAUAAAGGUGUGGGAUUUACGUAAAAAUUACACUGUUCAUAAAAAAGAGCCUUUGGCUAAAUAUACAAUGAACUAUACUGGACAUAGUGCAAGAAAUGGAUUUUCAUCACUAUUAAUAUGUCCUGCUAGGAUUACAUUAUAUGCAAGUUGUAUGGAUAACGUUAUAUAUGCAUAUAAUAUAUCAUCUUAUAAUCCUAAACCGAUGGCAGAAUUUUAUGGGCAUCAAAACUGUACAUAUUAUGUUAAAACGUGUUUAAGUCCUGAUGGACGUUAUAUUGCUAGUGGUUCCAGUGAUGAACUUGCAUACAUUUGGCGUACAAAUAAACCAGGAACACCAAUUGUGCAACUGUCUGGACAUACUGAAGAAGUUACGUGCAUUGCAUGGUGUAACAUUGGAGAAAGCAAAAUCGUAACAUGUUCCGAUGAUUCGUGUCAUAGAAUUUGGAGAGUUGGUUAUGAACAUAAAAUAGAAAAUGAAGAGAUUCAAAUAUGUGGUCAUGCAGAAGCUAUUGUUAACAAAAAUCCUUUAGAAAAUUUGAAGUUAGAAACUACACCAACUGUUACUCGACGAUGGGUUGCAUCUCAAGAAUGUACUCCUGGAUCCGAUACCACACCAAAUGCUACUCCUGGGCCUAGUUCAUCAGAUACUCAAAUUGGCGAUUAUCACGGUUUAUAUACUGUUAGUAAUUCGAUGAAAAGAAAUUAUUCCCAAAUAGCAACUGGUGGAUCAUGGACGGAUGGGAAAUUUAAAUCCAUUUUGUCACCUAUAAAAGAGAAUUUUGAAUUUGUUGCCAAACGAGCUCAUUUAGAAAAUCGUGGCGCACGAAGGUUAUUUAGUCCUGGUAAUGAUAUUAAUCCAUUAAGUAAAAGCCAUAAACCUGAUGAACCAAGUACAAGUUCAUCUGGUAUAGAAAUUAAAAAUAAUGAAAUUUACUUUUCGCCGACAUCAAAUCUUCCAAAUUUUGUAAUUGAUGGUACAGCGCCGCAUUUACUUCAACUUUCUCCAGAAAAGUAUAAAGAAAAUAUCGACUGGUUAACACGAAUACGAAAAGAAAAAUUUGAGCAGAAAACGAGAAAAACAGUGUCAGAAAAGUUAGCUAGCCCUAAUUCUCAUAUUACAUCAACUAAAAGAACUGGUAGAUCACGAUCAACAGAACCACAGAAAGUAUCUAAAGUAUCUAAAAGCCCAGUUCCUUCUUUGUUAAAUUUUUUUAAAAUUACCGGAAAGGACUGUGAAACAAAUGUAUAUUGCGAUAGUAGUAAAGUAGUAUCUUCUACAAAAUCUUGAAAAUAAUUUUAAAUUUUGCCGUUCAUCAGACUGUAUUUUAAUUAUUUAAAGUUUUAUAUACAUAUUUUAUUAGAAAUUGAUUCUAUGAAGUAAUAGAGUCGUAUUCAAAAUGUUAAUUAAUGAGUGUGAUUAAAACUUCAGCGCGCUUUCUAUUGAUUAUUAUGUGGUACCUUACAUAACAGUUAAAGUUAUAGAAUUUAAAACGUAAGAUAAGUGACAUUUACUACACAAGUAUUACAAAACAUGUAAAAAUGGAUUAUAUACUCAAAAGUGUCAUGUACUGUUAGUAGUAGCAUAGGAUAUCUUUUAUACAGAAUAAAUUAUUUUUAUAAUA
Molecule: messenger RNA, 2425 nt
Organism: Osmia bicornis bicornis
Lineage: Eukaryota; Metazoa; Arthropoda; Insecta; Hymenoptera; Megachilidae
Gene: l(2)dtl
Product: protein lethal(2)denticleless
Exons: 8
Coding region: 103-2091 (662 amino acids)
Biological process (GO): proteasome-mediated ubiquitin-dependent protein catabolic process; mitotic G2 DNA damage checkpoint signaling
Cellular component (GO): nucleus
Molecular function (GO): protein binding; protein-macromolecule adaptor activity
Source: RefSeq, a predicted model, not a curated record